Syzygium oleosum is the source of this 1060-nucleotide messenger RNA. RefSeq names its product calcineurin B-like protein 1. Gene Ontology annotation, molecular function: kinase binding; calcium ion binding. Bases 205 to 846 code for a protein of 213 amino acids. NCBI's taxonomy places the organism in Eukaryota, Viridiplantae, Streptophyta, Magnoliopsida, Myrtales, Myrtaceae. The record is from RefSeq and is a predicted model, not a curated record. The transcript has 9 exons. Gene Ontology annotation, biological process: calcium-mediated signaling.
CAGACAAAACAGAGGCGCCCGACCAGCUUCAACUUCUCUCUCUACAAUUCUCUCUCUCUCUCUCUAAAAUCGUCUUGCGGUUUCGUUCGCGACGGGGCAUUAUCCAGCCGGCGAUUCUGUCGGUUGAGAUGGUUUUGAUAAUAUGUUGUAGUGAAGCUCAUCGAGUGGCUAGUAGUCCGCUGCUUCCUCUCUCUUCUUCGGUAAAUGGGCUGUUUACCGUCGUCCCACAGAAAAGAGUUCCCUGGAUACGAGGACCCCAUGGCCCUCGCUUCCCAAACAGCUUUUAGUGUCAGCGAAGUUGAAGCACUGUUUGAGCUGUACAAGAGUAUCAGCAGCUCUGUGAUUGAUGAUGGGCUAAUAAAUAAGGAAGAGUUUCAAUUGGCUUUAUUCAAGAACAGAAAGAAGGAGAAUCUCUUUGCUAACAGGAUUUUUGAUCUUUUUGACGUUAAACACAUUGGCUCCAUUGACUUUGGUGACUUUGUUAGAUCUCUCAAUGUUUUCCAUCCUAAUGUCCCUCAAGAAGACAAGAUUAAUUUUUCAUUUAAGCUUUAUGAUUUGGAUAGCACGGGAUUCAUUGAGCGGCAUGAGGUCAAGCAAAUGUUGAUAGCUCUUCUAUGUGAAUCAGAAAUGAGAUUAGCUGACGAAACGAUUGAGAUAAUCCUUGACAAGACUUUUCUCGAAGCUGAUGUAAACGAGGAUGGGAAGAUAGAUAAGUGCGAAUGGCGAAACUUUGUUUCUAGAAAUCCAUCCUUGCUCAAGAUUAUGACCCUCCCUUAUUUAAGGGAUAUAACAACGACGUUUCCUAGUUUUGUGUUCCAUUCUGCGGUUGAGGAGAUUGCCACCUAAGGAGGUUGUAUAUGAGAAUCGCGACAAUUAAGUUCCUAUUUCACCACUAAAUUUGUUGAGAGAAUGUGAGAUACUUCAUUUUGAGGCCAAAGUAUCUGCAUUACUUCGAGGAUGGAACUUUGCCUACUGUAGAGAUGAUUGUGCAAUAGGGUGAAGUUUUGUCAAAUCUUUUUUAGCUUUUGAUAGUGCUAAAUCCUGGUUGAGGAUUGCUCCA